Seminavis robusta is the source of this 3643-nucleotide messenger RNA. NCBI's taxonomy places the organism in Eukaryota, Bacillariophyta, Bacillariophyceae, Naviculales, Naviculaceae. The record is from the annotation of a GenBank genome assembly.
UUUUGUUACUGCGCCGCUAGCUAGAUCUUGCUAGCUGUGCAUCGUUGCUAUUAGCUCUAGCUAGCUAGCUAGCUAGUAGUAGAGCUAUUAGUACCUCAAAAUGAGCCAAUGCGCUGCACUGGAGCUCAAGCAAUUGAAUCGAAUCGAAAGGUCCCAACGAAAUGCAACACCAUUUUCAGCUCCAUUAUCCCACACACUGCAGUUCUUAGCCUCAACAAACGAAAAAGAUCACUGAUAAUCUACCUACUGUAAACCCCCGUUAUAUACAUGAUAUCAAAGCAACGGAAGCCAUGGAUGGUAGUGAAGAUGGUGCCGCAAAGCCUGCCAGCGUCGCAAACGAGGUUGUCAAUAUUAAUAAUAUUCCUUCAGGCCAGAAUGACAGUCGACCUGGUGCCAUCAGUGUAAGGCGCGGGUCUGAUUCCGACUACUACGGCAAAAAGGGCCUUCGACGACAGGGAAGCCGUCAAAACAAUGGUGAUCAUAAUGGCGAUCGCCAGCCUUGGAGAGUUCUUUGGAGAUCUUCGUCACAAACUUUCAUGGGUCUUCGACGUAAAAGCAAUAGUGAUACCGCUAUCGGAAAAGCGCCCGAUGAUGCGAGCUAUCCAAUGUCUGCUCAAACAAGGAACAGUCUAUCCGACAAGCAUGGCCUCAGAGGAAACAGACCUAGUUUCAUCAACCAAGACAAGAGAAGCCGGUCGGAGGGCAGUGGUGCCCAACAGGAAAUAUCCGCCCAAGCAAGAAUCGACCUCUCCAGCAAGCACGGUCUGCGAGCAAACAGACCCAGCUACAUUAACCAGGAAAGGAGAAGCCGGUCAGAGGGCAGUGAAGCCCAACAGGAACUGCAAACACAAGCAAGAAACGACCUCUCCAGCAAGCACGGUCUCCGAGGAAACAGACCUAGUUUCAUCAGCAACAGCAGCAGAAACCAGUCAGACGGGAGCCAACAAGAACAGAACGAACCACCAGCACAGGCUGGUAACCUGCCGAAAAAGAACGGUCUUCGGAGAAACAGUGGUACUCGGCAGCAAAUCCCCAAAACGCCAACACCCACAAUAACUUGCAAUCAGGUACCUUGCAGAAGAACUAGCCGCGCGGAUAGCUCCCUGGCUCUGGACCAGUCUAUUUCCGCGGUCGAGCCGGAAUCCGGGUUGGCCGUGAAUCCAGCAAACCUUAGCACUGGACACUUGGACGAGCUCCCUAUUUUCCUUCCUAAUGCCAUGGACAAUGCAAUGGAAGAUGAAGAAAUUGUGCUCGACCGUCUAGAGUCAGGAACAAGUUCCUCGGAUCAGAGAGAUGAUGUCACUCCUGGUGAACCAGAGCCAGAGCUUAGCAUUCCUGCGGACACAAGUCAUCUCGCUGUGGCUACCCUCCUGGCCAAUGAGGAGGAAGACGGCGAUCUUCAACUGGCCCGACCAAUGGCUGCUCGCAAGAAAGACAAGAUAAGCUGCGGUUGGAGAAUGAUGCUGGCUGGAGCUGGAUUGUUCUUUGCUGUGGCCCUGACAGCCGGGAUUGGAGCUGGUGUGGCCCGUAAGAAACGCACUGAAGAAGGGAAUGAUACGAUGGAUAGUGCAUUUCACGUUGCAACGACACCUCCACAAUCCGAGCAUGAUGCCUUAUUGGCGCUGUUUCCAAAUUCGACGCAAGAAGCUAUCUUGAAGGAUCCAUUUUCUCCUCAGGCGCAUGCCUUCCAUUGGAUCCUAGGCGAUCCUUUCUUGCCCAACUACACAGAGCACCGCAUUUUGCAACGGACUGCCCUGGCCACUCUGUACUAUGCCACAGGGGGGCGUGACAAGUGGCUCAUGAAGGGAGUGACGGCAGAGACCAACACGUGGUUGAGGUACAAUGUGUCAGAGUGUGACUGGCCAUUCAAAACCAGUUUUACUCUAGAUCAAAAACAAUACACAGUAACGAGAGAUCAACGGUGCAACAAGGACGGAGAACUGAUGCACCUUUGGCUAUUCAACAACAAUUUGCAAGGCCCGCUGGUGGAGGAAAUCUGCUUGAUAAAAUCGUUGCAAAGCAUUGCUUUGCAUUCCAAUGAGUACUUGACUGGCAGCAUACCAUCCUGUAUAGGAAGCCUGUCUGACUUGGGGUUUGUGUUUCUAAUGGGCAAUGGUUUAUCAAACAGCAUCCCUUCAGAGAUUGGGCUCCUCUCCGAUAGCCUCCAAUUUCUGAACAUUCAUUCAAACCACUUAUCAGGUUCACUUCCCAGUGAGCUUGGUCAGCUAUCCAAGUUGGCAGUUUUGUGGGCAGAUUCCAAUCCGCUCACGGGGCCAAUCGCGACGGAGAUUGGCCGCCUUUCCAACCUGGUCUCGCUGGCGCUGUUUGACAAUGAUAUCACCGGCCGCAUCCCCAGCGAGAUCGGAGGAAUGGAGAAGCUGAACUACCUUCAGCUGAGAGCCAAGCUCACUGGGACCCUUCCAUCGGAAAUUGGCUUACUUCAAUCUGCAGUCACAAUUAUUCUAUAUGGCAAUUCCUUGACAGGGACGCUGCCAACAACGCUGGGAUUGAUGAGUUCCCUGUUCUUGCUUGAUAUUCGGAAGAAUCUGCUGUCAUCGAGUUUGCCCAGAGAAAUUGGACGCUGUUCUAGCUUGGACACGCUAUUUAUUGCUGAUAACAGUUUGACCAGUCUUCCCACAGAGCUGGGCUUGCUACCGCACCUAAGGAGACUUGAUGCGAGCUUUAACAGAUUGAGUGGCUCGAUUGCUACAGAGCUCGGAACGGCAACAUCACUUGAUGGUAUUUGGUUGGAUGGGAACCAGCUAGGAUCCAGGCUGCCGUCAGAAUUGGGGCGUCUCACAAAGCUGGGCAACUUCAGUGCACCAGGCAAUAACCUCUCCGGCGCUAUCCCCUCAGAGCUAGGAUUGCUCACUGAUUUGGAGAAGCUUCAUUUGCAGUCGAACAACCUCAGCGGGGAGCUCCCAGCGCAACUAGACGAGUUGGUGGUGUAUUGGAACUUAUCUUCAUUGGAUGUCUCUGAUAACCCGCGCCUGAGUGGAACGGUUCCAUCGGGCUUGUGCGCGCUUGAGAUGGAGUCACAAUCUUUGAAGUUCAGUUGCGGCAUCGACUUGUGUGGGUGCGGAUCCUGUGGCUGUGACUGAUUGAAACAUAGCAGGUUUUUGUUUGCGACAGGACUACAUAGACAAUAGUUGGUUCAACAAAGGCUUCACGUGAACAGGAAAGAGUCCUCGUGCCAAUACUGUUGCUCUAUCCAGCUGCAUGACUAGCUAGUUAUUUGGCCACGUGUAUGCUCAGGUACAUGGAUGCCCGUGGUGUUCCUCAAAAGCUGCCUCAAAGCAGCCUUGUCAGGCGGUUAUUGUCUUAUCCCGCCUUCCUAGCUAGGAAACGCAAGGAGCCGAUUACUUUUAGCCAUCUUAGUUCCGGUGGAUGGGGAUAUCUCAUAUCAAGUAGGGAGCCAACCCAUGCCAAAGCAACUUUUAGAGGCACCCUGUGGCAGGGCUGCAUGUGCGCUUGUACUGUACACUUCGUCGUCGUUCCAAGAGGACCUCUUAGUCGGAUAGUGACUCAACCGUAGCCUGCAGUACUGGAUGCAGCCGCGUAUCAAUGACCGGUUUUUCCUUUUGAUUCCAAGCACGUCCAAAUGGUCCUCACGACUGGAAGAUACGUGAGGUUCGGUCCUCCC